Phyllostomus hastatus (greater spear-nosed bat) is the source of this 4927-nucleotide messenger RNA. RefSeq names its product myelin transcription factor 1 (gene MYT1). Gene Ontology annotation, cellular component: nucleus. The transcript is spliced from 23 exons. NCBI's taxonomy places the organism in Eukaryota, Metazoa, Chordata, Mammalia, Chiroptera, Phyllostomidae. Gene Ontology annotation, molecular function: zinc ion binding; DNA-binding transcription factor activity, RNA polymerase II-specific; RNA polymerase II cis-regulatory region sequence-specific DNA binding. Gene Ontology annotation, biological process: regulation of transcription by RNA polymerase II. The record is from RefSeq and is a predicted model, not a curated record. The coding region runs from base 132 to 3383 and encodes 1083 amino acids.
UUGAGCGAGGACAGACAAUAGCUGUGGGGAAAGAAAAUGAGUUCCGGGGCGAGCUGCUGAGCCAGAGGUGGACGUGCGGGGACAAGGCCGGCCGCUGCAGGACCCCGAGGCCCCCGGACAGGCGCGGCAAGAUGAGCCUGGAGAGCGAGGACAAGCGAGCGCGCACGAGAUCCAAGGCCCUGCGAGCACCCCCGGAGCCCACAGGAGCUGACCUCAGCUGCCCCACCCCGGGGUGCACGGGCGCGGGCCACAUCCGUGGCAAGUACUCCAGGCACCGGAGUCUGCAGAGCUGCCCUCUGGCCAAGAAGAGGAAGCUGGAGGGCGCCGAGGCGCAGCACCUGGUGUCCAAGCGGAAGUCACACCCGCUGAAGCUGGCUCUGGAUGAGGGCUACGGCGUGGACAGCGAUGGCAGUGAGGACCCCGAGGUGAAGGAGGCCUCUGUCUCCGAUGAAUCGGAAGGAACCCCGGAGGAGGACGAGGCCGGGAUGCCGGGACAGGAGGAGAUUCAUCGCCCCGAGCCAGCUGAAGGGAGGAGCCCCACGAAGUCCCACUUUGGACCCCACCCUGUGGGCAGCCCCACGGGCCCCUCCAGAGGCAGCUAUGGCAGCUACCAGGAAGUCAUCGCAACUUCGCUCCUGAACUUGGGCCAAGUGGCCGGGGAGACCCUGGUCCGGGAGGGCUCGGGACAGGGAGCCCAGCUGGGCCCCGGCGCCGUGCGCCUGGUCCCGGAGGAAGCCGAGGAGGGGGCCUCCAGCGACGAAGGGGAAAGGGCCGUCUUCGUCCCGCCCGAGGACGCGGAGGAGGUCAUCGAGGUCACCAGCGAGCGCUGCCAGGAGCUGAGUCCGCAGGCCCUGGAGGGCAUGACCAGCGAGGAGCCCAGCCCACAGAAAGGCUCCCCGGGUCAGGAGGAGGAGGAGGAGGAGGAGGAGGAGGAGGAGGAGGAGGAAGGUGAGGACGAGGACGACGAGGAGGAGGAGGAGGAGGAGGACGAGGAGGCUGCCCCCCCGCAGGCCCCCGAGCCCCCCGGCCCCCGGCCAGACGCCGCGGUGGCGGCAGAGCCGAGCUCAGAGGACAGCAAGGACGAGGACGCCUGCUCCCAGAAGUCCGCCGUCACGGACGAGUCGGAGAUGUACGACGUGAUGACGCGCGGCAACCUGGGCCUGCUGGAGCAGGCCAUCGCCCUGAAGGCGGAGCAGGUGCGCGCCGUGUGCGGGCCCCCGGAGCAGGGCCCGGGCGAGCCCCUGAAGGCGGCUAGGCCCCUGGACGCCGCGCGCAAGACUUACGGCAGCAAAGAUGCCUCCAGAGCGGAGAAGCGGGAGAUCAAGUGCCCGACCCCAGGCUGCGACGGCACCGGGCACGUGACCGGCCUGUACCCUCACCACCGCAGCCUGUCCGGGUGCCCCCACAAGGACAGGAUCCCUCCGGAGAUCCUGGCCAUGCACGAGAACGUGCUCAAGUGCCCCACCCCCGGCUGCACGGGCCAGGGCCACGUGAACAGCAACCGCAACACACACAGAAGUUUGUCCGGGUGUCCCAUUGCUGCUGCCGAAAAACUAGCCAAGUCUCACGAGAAGCAGCAGCCACAGGCGGGAGACCCCUCCAAGGCUGGCUCCAAUUCGGACCGGAUCCUCAGACCCAUGUGCUUCGUGAAGCAGCUCGAGGUCCCUCCGUACGGAGGCUACCGGCCCAGCGUGGGCCCUGCCACGCCCAGGGCCAACCUGGCCAAGGAGCUGGAGAAGUUCUCCAAGGUCACCUUCGACUACGCAAGUUUUGAUGCUCAGGUUUUUGGCAAACGCAUGCUUGCCCCAAAGAUUCAGACCAGCGAAACCUCACCUAAAGCCUUUAAAUGCUUCGACUACACGCACGACGCCGAGGCCGCGCACAUGGCUGCCACCGCCAUCCUGAACCUCUCCACGCGCUGCUGGGAGAUGCCCGAGAACCUCAGCACGAAGCCGCAGGACGCGCCCAGCAAGGCCGCGGACAUCGAGGUGGACGAGAACGGGACCCUGGACCUGAGCAUGCACAAGCACCGCAGGCGGGAGAGCGCGUUCCCCAGCGGCGGCGGCGGCGGCGGCGGCAGCCCCGGGGUGCGGUCUCCUGACACCUCCCAGCGCCAGAGCGGCGCCGGUGCCCCCGGCAGCUCCAUGACCUCACCCCAGUCCAGCCAGGGGUCCCGCCAGGAGGAGUGGGACCGGCCCCUGGACUACACCAAGCCCAGCCGCCAGCGAGAGGAGGAGCCUGAGGAGUCAGAGCCAGCAGCCCAUUCUUUUGCUUCUUCUGAAGCAGAUGACCAGGAAGUGUCGGAAGAGAAUUUUGAGGAGCGGAAGUACCCCGGGGAAGUCACCCUGACCAACUUUAAGCUGAAGUUUCUCUCCAAGGACAUAAAGAAGGAGCUGCUCACCUGCCCCACCCCCGGCUGUGACGGCAGUGGCCACAUCACUGGGAACUAUGCCUCCCACCGCAGCCUCUCUGGUUGCCCUCUUGCUGACAAGAGCCUCAGAAACCUCAUGGCUGCCCAUUCUGCUGACCUCAAGUGCCCCACGCCCGGCUGCGACGGCUCUGGCCACAUCACAGGAAACUACGCUUCACACCGGAGCUUGUCGGGCUGCCCUCGUGCCAAGAAGAGCGGAGCCAAGGUGACGCCCACGAAGGACGACAAGGAGGACCCCGAGCUGAUGAAGUGCCCUGUGCCGGGCUGCGUGGGGCUCGGCCACAUCAGCGGCAAGUACGCCUCUCACAGGAGCGCGUCGGGCUGCCCGCUGGCCGCCCGCCGGCAGAAGGAGGGCUCGCUCAACGGCUCCUCCUUCUCCUGGAAGUCGCUGAAGAACGAGGGGCCCACCUGCCCCACUCCAGGCUGUGACGGCUCCGGCCAUGCCAACGGGAGCUUCCUCACACACCGCAGCCUGUCCGGCUGUCCCAGAGCGACCUUUGCUGGGAAGAAGGGAAAACUCUCAGGGGACGAGGUUCUCGGCACAAAGUUCAAGACGAGCGAUGUGCUGGACAACGACGAGGAGAUCAAGCAGCUGAACCAGGAGAUCCGAGACCUGAACGAGUCCAACUCGGAGAUGGAGGCCGCCAUGGUGCAGCUGCAGUCCCAGAUCUGCUCCAUGGAGAAGAGCCUGAAGACCAUCGAGCAGGAGAACAAGCUGAUCGAGGAGCAGAACGAGGCCCUGUUCCUGGAGCUGUCGGGCCUGAGCCAGGCCCUCAUCCGGAGCCUCGCCAACAUCCGCCUCCCGCACAUGGAGCCGAUAUGCGAGCAGAACUUCGACGCCUACGUGACCACCCUCACCGACAUGUACUCCAACGAGGAGUGCUACCAGAACCCCGAGAACAAGGACCUCCUGGAAAGCAUCAAGCAGGCCGUGCGGGGCAUCCAGGUCUAGGCGGCCCGUGGACCGGCCGGCCCCCGCGGCUCCACCGUUUACCUCCCGAGCCCCGCCCUCCGCGCCAGUUCCCUCCUCCCAGUGGCUCCUCGGUGGCGGCCCGGGCGGCCUGGGGGGUCGUCCAAAGGGGCGCCUGGAGAUCCGUCCCUCGUCCCUCGAUGCGCUGGCCGGGCCUCCGCCUCCCCUUCCCCGAGUGAGGGCAGAACGUGAAGUGUUACAAAUUGGUUUAUUUUUGUUUUCGGAACAUAAUCCGAAGAGCAGCUCGAAGUCUCCAGUGGUUCUCAGGGAAGUUUCGGAGUGCGCGGCCACCGAGCCCCUGAGUCUGGGGGCCGGGAGGGUGGCCGUGGUAUCGGCCCGCGGCGGCGCCUCUGCUCGCGGGGCCAGUGUGGCGAGUGUGUGUUCUGGUUUCCGUCCCUUUGCUUUUGUGUUAAGAAUGAACCGAAGCACCGCUCCAGGGGGUCAGACGAGGGCGGGCUGGCUCCAGGGAGCCGACUGGGCCGCCCUGGGGAAUCGCCCCGGCUCCCAGCAAAGCACCUCCCCUCUGGGGGCAGCGGGCCCCCUGGCGCUGCUCAGACCUGAGCAGGGGGCUGCGGCCUCUGCCCCCCUGUCUGGCUCAGGCGGGCCAGGCCUGUGACUCCCUGUGCAUCCCCCGGGCGGGGACCGUCACUGCCACGUCACCUGGGUCCCGGCUGAGCUGCAGGAGGUCAGGGCACCAACUCCUCAUUGGAGACCACCCAGGUUUCGCUUUUUUUAGAUCUAGUCAAGACGCGAAAACAGGUAAAUUUUAAUUUAAUGUGUUGAAAACACAGUGUCCCUGCGUGUAAAUAGAGUCCUGACAGCAAUUCCAAGUUAGCAUUUAAGAGUAGAGAAGCGGCUCUUUCUGGGAGAAAUGAAAAGUAGUUAGUUUAAUUAUUCUGUAAAUUAUUUAAUUUUGUCAAGAUGGAAGUAUUUAUAUUCACAGCCUCUUUUAUGUUCAUGUUUGCUAUUUAUUUGACGUUUUAUUUAUUAAUUUUAUACUACUUUACCUAGACCCUGACACCAGGACACCAGGAGAGAGCAGUAAGCAAAAUCAGAGUGAAAUCAGCUGUCCAGCAGUGAGACAGGCCACACAAAAGAAUCUUGCUAUAACUUCUAGUUAUAAUUUUGAUGCAACCAAGUUAUUUUUUAUAUAUUUUGUUAUUUAUUCUUUUAAUAAUGGGAUUUUUAAGAAAGUAUUUUGUAACUGAGGAAUUUUGAUAAUUUGGGGAUGUCCUUCCCUCGGCCCAGUGGAGAGAGAGACGGUUUUCUUUUCCCUUCCGGUUCCUUUGGUCCCAGGCCCCGGGCGGCGCUGGAACCCUGUAUUCACUGCUCGCUUGCGUGUAGCGCAGCUGUGUGUCGUGUCGCGUCCGUGCGCGGGGUUGGGAUGGCCGCCGCAGCGCCGCGUGCCGCCCGCCCCGCCCCUGUGCCCCGUGGCUCCGACACUGUGACCCCCCUUCCUCAGGAAACGCGCGGAGCCCACGGCACAGCACUUCGCGGUGUGUCUGCAGGGUGAUUUCCUAAUAAAA